Molecule: messenger RNA, 4797 nt
Organism: Perca fluviatilis (European perch)
Lineage: Eukaryota; Metazoa; Chordata; Actinopteri; Perciformes; Percidae
Product: neurabin-2-like
Exons: 15
Coding region: 226-2976 (916 amino acids)
Biological process (GO): calcium-mediated signaling; actin filament organization; neuron projection development
Cellular component (GO): actin cytoskeleton; dendrite; postsynaptic density
Molecular function (GO): actin filament binding
Source: RefSeq, a predicted model, not a curated record
GUGGCGGUGUUGCUGUACGUUGCUUAUAGCUAAUUUGGCCAGCAGAGGGCGCUGAAUCUCCAUGUUGUAACUGAAAUGCUGCUUGCACCGACCUGUCAUUUGUUCCCAGCUUGUAAAAGUCAGCCAGAUACCAAAACAGGAGGUGAAUGUCAAACAGCUCCAGGAUGCUGCCCUCCUCAUCCCUGCUAAUCUGCUGUUCACCAGCGGCCAUCUGAUUUACCAAACAUGAUGAAGACUGAACCCCCGUCGGCCACGGGGGGCAACGGGACCUCCGGUGGUAGCAGUGGGGGAAGCGGGAGCUCCAACCUGCGGAGUCCCUCGCCCCACCGCAACGCCUACGAGGCGGGGCUGGCGGCACUCAAGAAGGCCACUGACCACCUCAACAAUGCCGCAAACGGAGGCGCUGGCCCUGCCUCAAAACCCGCUCCUCUUCCUCGCCCAACCGGGAGGGGCCGGAAAUAUGGAUCAAAUGUUCACCGCAUCAAGAACAUGUUCAUGCAGAUGCAGUCUCCUGGUGAUGAGGAGGACGGAGCCAAAAUGAUUGCCAUCUUUCCAAUUAACUUUGGCAACUCAUUGGCAGGUGUAGAGCAGGGGGUGAAACUGUCCCUACCGAGGGCAUCCAGCCUUAACGAGAACGUCGACCACAGUGCCCUGCUCAAGCUGGGGGCCACGGUCUCAGAGAGGGUCAACCGUUUUGACUCCAAACCAGGCGGCGAAGGCGGGGGCUUCUCCAAGCUCCAGGAGACCAGGAGGAUCUUCGAACAGCGGACUCUACAGGAGAAGCAAGCUGCCACCAACCGGAUCUUGCUGAAGAAGGAGCGGGCAUCGGGAUUCCAGGACAGCCGUCUAGAUGUCGUGGCUCGCUUUAACGGCUCCACCGAGGCUUUGGACCGACUGGACGACCCCCCUGCUCCCUCUCCCGCGCCGGCUACUCUUCCCGCGCCGGCUACUCUUCCCGCGCCGGCUACUCUUCCCGCGCCGGAUACUCUUCCCGCGCCGGCUACUCUUCCCGCGCCGGCGGCUUCAGUCGGGCCCAGUGACGCUGUCAGCCCCACCGUGAGCCAGCUCAGUGCCGUGUUCGAGAAGAGCGAACCGCAAACCAAUCUCCACGCCCCCCAACGUCGGUCAGGCCCUGCCCUAGCACCAAAGCCCAAACCUCCAGCCAGAGCAGAGGCUACCGGGAGAAAGGGAAAGCUGCUCCCUCCAGGUAAGGAGGACGGCGAGGAGGUGGGAGUUGUUUGCGUCCAGGCACCAGAACUGAGCGGUUCUCUGCAGGGGAGCUCAGGAGAAGUGAAGGCCAGCGAGGAGAAGGACGGGUUCGGACAGACGGGAGACCAGCUCCCCAACUCCUCCUGCUCCUACUCCUCCUCAUCGACCUCUUCCUCUUCGGACGUCAAGCCAGAGUCGGAGGCCCAGCCAACGGCGACUGAAGCCAGGGGCUCAAGUACGGUGGCCGCCCCAGAGCAAGAGCCCCGAGCUGAUGAGCCAGACGGCUCCACGGGGGGGUCAGAGGCCGGAGCCAGGCUGGUGCAGGCCGACGUUCACGCCUCGCUGGAAAACGGAGAAAAAGAGCCUCCAGGUUCCUCUCCCUCCUCGGAGGAGAGAGGAGAGGACUCUGAGAGGAGAGGGGAGGAAGGCGAGGAGGAGGAGGAGGAGGAGGAUAACGAUGAGGAUGGCUCCAGGAAGGAGGAUUACUCUGAGGGUGAUCUGGUGGACAUCAGUGCGUACAGCGGGCUCGGCGAGGAGGACUCUGGGGGCAGCCAGCUAGACGACGAGGAGGACGAGGAAGAUGAGGAGCCGUAUCAGCCAGAGACCAGCUGCUCCGAGAUCCCGGGUCUCCCAGAGGAAGAGGAGCCGCCGCCACCCAAUAGGAAGAUUAAAUUUAGCACAGGGCCAAUCACGGUAUUCACCACCUACUCUAACGAGGACUACGAUCGGCGUAAUGACGACGUUGACCCCAUGGCGGCGUCGGCCGAGUACGAGCUGGAGAAAAGAGUCGAGAAGCUGGACCUGUUUCCUGUAGAGCUGGAGAAGGAUGGUGACGGUCUGGGUAUCAGUAUUAUAGGUAUGGGUGCAGGAGCUGAUAUGGGUCUGGAGAAACUGGGGAUCUUUGUUAAGACGGUCACCGACGGAGGAGCUGCACAGAGAGACGGCAGGAUCCAGGUUAAUGAUCUGAUAGUGGAGGUUGAUGGGACCAGCCUGGUCGGCGUCACUCAGAGCCUCGCUGCCUCUGUCCUCCGCAACACCACCGGCACCGUCAGGUUUGUGAUUGGUCGGGAGAAGCCCGGGGAGCAGAGUGAAGUGGCUCAGCUGAUCCAGCAGACUCUGGAACAGGAGAGAUGGCAGAGAGAGAUGAUGGAGCAGAGAUACAAACAGUACAUGGACGAUGACGAAGAGACGGGGGAAUAUGCGACGGACGAGGAGGAGGAGAUGAGUCCAGUGUUUCCAAACUCCAUCGAGGUUUUCGACCUGGCCGAGAACCAGGACAUGUUGUCUCCUGUGGAGCUGGACCCCGAGAAGCUAGCCCACAAGUUCAAGGAGCUCCAGAUUAAACAUGCAGUAACCCAGGCAGAGAUCCAGCUGCUGAAGAGGAAGCUGGCUCACGCGGAGCAGGAUAAGUUGCGUUGGCGGAUGGAGCGCGCUCAGUUGGAGCAAAACAUCCGGGACAGUAAAGAGAGGAUGGAGAAACUGGAGGGCUACUGGAUGGAGGCGCAGUCCCUGUGUAAGGCAGUGGAUGAACACCUAAAGGAAACCCAGGCUCAGUACCAAACUCUAGAGAGGAAAUACAGCAAAGCCAAGAGACUGAUUAAAGAGUACCAGCAGAAGGAGAUUGAGUACCUGAAGAAGGAGACGGCUCAGCGUCGAGCACAAAAAGAGAAUGAGGCAACACACAAAGAGGAGGCGGACAACCUGCAGGAAAAGAUUACAGACUUGGAGACCAAAGUGGAUGCCCUGAAGACCCCCCAACCCUCCUAGACUGCUGCUGCUACUUCCUACCUCCUGUCUGGGACUGGAAGAGGAGGAGCUCUGCCUUCAUUCUGACCUAGGCUGUAUUUUAAUCCAAUCAACCAUUCACUGCACGGACAGGUAGUUAGGGGGGGAAAAAAAGAAUAACAGGGAUGACAAUUGUGAAAUAGAGGACAAGGGUUGCGACAUUCAAAGAGGAAAGAAGCAUCCUCUCAUCUGACAUCUAACCAGCGAUCAAUAACCAGUCAAUAACCAAUCCCAAAAUGCUCCUUCUGUAAUACCCAGAAUCCUCCUUGUGUGUCUUCCUGGCAACCCGGCUUGGCAAUCAACACGGAAACCACAUUCAACAACCUGUGCUUUAUUUAUGGAUGAUCUGUAUUUGCUUCUCCUCCCUUCAAUAUCUUACCCGGAUUCAAAUUUAUUUUAAACGAAGCGCUUUUAUCGAACAGGCUCGUCACAAAGUGCUUUACAGAGUGACAAGAGGGCAUGACCGCAAAAUAAAACCGAGGAAAAGGACAUUUGAUUUGUUGUUCUACUACUUUUGAACUAGGUGGUUUGCCGAACCACUCCUUCCGUUGUUUGGGACCGGACUGGAUUCUUCCGAAGAGGACAAACGUGUUUUCUGUCGCAUGGCAUUGAUCAUUCGAAUCCAAAACCUACACGGAGAAGCGGCCACCGCAUUUUUAAAAGACAAAUUCGGAAGUGGGACCGUGGUAGUAAUGUGCAACAAAAACUUUGAAAGGAAAUAGCCACCACCUGCUGAUAGUUAAGUAAUAAAAACUACAAAACAACAUGACCGACAAAUUUCUGAUUAGUGACAUAAACUGUGAAAUAGCAGAACGCCCACCCAAGCCUUUGGUUUCUCUUUUCUAGCCUGACUCUCUGCAAGCGAUGGAAAGAGUCAGUCAGAGGCGUGCUUUUUUUUCUUUUCUUUUUUCUUUAGGUCUGAACUGUGGUGGCAUACUGUUUGUAUAUAUUCUAUACAUGUAUUUAAUAGUGUUUAAAUGGCUUAAGCAGUUAAGUAGGUCUGAUAUCCGAGAGAAAGGCAGUGCAAUGAGCGAAUGACUACGAAAUGGUUCUGUAGUCCAGAUUCAGUCCGUUUUCAUCUCUUUUCUAUCGACAUCAAUGGCAAACAGGGUGUGAAUAGUCUGUGUGCUUAUAGAGCUUCUGAUGGUGUGUAUUUGUUGGUGUUUACUACAGUAUAUGUGCGUUUACACACACACCAACAUCCUCUUAUUAAGGAUAGUCAUGUACUAAUAGUGCGUUCCAUUUACCUCUCGAACUCAGAAGCCAGAGCUGGGAAUGACGUCCCACCCGAGUUGAAUGCGUUCCAUUUAACAAGUCGGAUUUUCACUGUGGGGUUUAGCUCUAGCCAGGUUCGCCAUUGUUAGCAAUACCAGUUGAUAACUACGCAUUACGCUGUUAUUUUGUGCAUACAAACAGCGCAACAACAUGUCCACAGAUAGAAGAUGAACAGUAAUGUGUGUACGACUGACGGGGUUUCCCCCAGAAAAGUUGUUAAGCCCGGUGGCAAGGGUCGCGAAAUUCAGAAUUAAAAAAAAAGAAGCUAUUAGACAGAUUCCAUAGAGCCCCAUAUUAAGUCAGGGCUGAAAGUUACCUCUAGAAGUUACCAGUUACCAGAAUAUAUUGCAAGCCACCAGGGGGAAACCCUGGACUGAUUUACUGACACACAAAUAAGACAGAAGUGCUAAUAAACUGUAUGUUACUACAGCUUUCACUACUGUUGAUGCACGGAGCAGCCAUGUUGGAUUUUGAGCUCGGGGUACUAUGAGGUUUUCCGACUUCCCAGCUCGGAAAUCCGAGUUCAUG